GAGGACCCGCCCUGCGGGGACAGCCUCGACUGCCGCUACCCCAUGGGCAAGCGCUUCGCCAAGGGGGUCUGCCAGUGCAAGCUCAGCGCCCAGGUGUGCGGCAGCGACGGCCGGACCUACGACAACAUCUGCCAGCUGAAGGCGGUGAGCCGCAAGGCGCUGCAGCACGGCCUGCCCGCCGUCGCCCAGGUCCAGAAGGGAGCCUGUGAAUCGGGUCACCUACAGUCCAGCAGCCCACGAUACAAAUUCAACUUCAUAGCAGAUGUGGUGGAAAAGAUUGCACCUGCAGUUGUGCACAUUGAACUUUUCCUCAGGCACCCUCUCUUUGGUCGAAAUGUCCCACUUUCCAGUGGAUCUGGGUUUAUUAUGUCUGAUUCUGGUUUAAUUGUGACCAAUGCCCACGUGGUGUCAAGCACCAAUGCUAUAUCAGGGAGACAACAGUUGAAAGUGCAGCUACAGAAUGGAGAUACCUAUGAAGCAACCAUCAAAGACAUUGACAAGAAAUCUGACAUUGCAACAAUAAAGAUUCACCCUAAGAAAAAACUACCAGUAUUGUUACUGGGACACUCUGCUGAUCUGAGGCCAGGAGAAUUUGUGGUGGCGAUUGGAAGUCCAUUUGCCUUGCAGAACACGGUGACAACAGGUAUUGUCAGCACUGCUCAGCGAGAUGGCAAAGAACUUGGCCUGCGGGACUCAGAUAUGGAUUACAUUCAGACAGAUGCUAUUAUCAAUUAUGGCAACUCUGGAGGACCUCUAGUUAAUUUGGAUGGUGAAGUGAUUGGGAUUAACACCUUGAAGGUCACAGCUGGAAUUUCUUUUGCUAUUCCUUCAGACCGCAUCACUCAGUUUCUCACAGAGUCGCAUGACAAACAAAGUAAAGAUGGGAAGAAACGUUUCAUUGGCAUCAGAAUGCUGACAAUAACACCUGCCUUGGUGGAAGAACUGAAGCACAGUAAUGCUGAUUUUCCUGAUGUCAGAAGUGGAAUUUAUGUACAUGAAGUUGUUCCAAACUCACCUUCUCAUAGAGGAGGGAUCCAAGAUGGAGAUAUUAUUGUUAAAGUCAAUGGGCGUCCUUUGGUGACUUCCAGUGACCUGCAAGAGGCUGUGAUGAAUGAAUCACCUCUACUACUUGAAGUUCGAAGAGGAAAUGAUGACUUGCUAUUUAACAUUGAGCCUGAAGUUGUCAUGUAAAUAGAAUUGAGGAAGCUCUCACCAUAAUUAAACUCACUUAUUCUGGAACACUAGAUACCUCCUUUACAGCUACAGUAAUUAUACUUCCUGUUGACUAAUGACAAGGUGGACUAACUUAAUUGCCUGAGCCAUUUCUGUACAUAGUAGCUAGAAUGAAUUAAAUUAUGCCAUUUAUAGAAGAUUUAAUUUUCAAAGAAAUUUAAGAACUGUGUUGUUCUGGGGAGGGGGAGGAGGAAAACAAAUUUUGCGUAGCUGGUAGAAAUGGGGUCCACUUCCAGCUCCUGCAGGUUCAGAGCAGAUUCAGUUCUGUGUUUUGAAAGAUGAAAAUACUACUGGAAGUGAGGAAGCAUGCCGAAAAGGGAAAUUAUUCUUAAACUACAGUCAUGGCUGCAGCAGAACCAAGCUAUUGCAAUGCACAAUUGAGCUUUUUUUAUGUAACUUUUUCAAUGUGAAACUAGUAUUGGCAGAGCUUGUAUUUGUUCUUACUGCUUGUAUGCUACAUGUCAAUGCAGGUAGAUUAAAUCUGUAAAUAUCGAAAGAAACAAAAAUGGUAUCAGGCUAUAGAGUGUUACACCUAGGUCAUGCGAUUUUGGAAUAUAGUAAAUGAUUCUUAUAGAAUUAAUGCCUUAUUAUAUAUAAAUCAAAACGAUGUGCUGAACAAAGUUAAGUUUGAGAAAGUGCACAGUUUUUUAAGAAUUUGAUACAAAUAGUUUUGCAUUUUACUGGUAAGCUUUGCUGUAAAAUUGUUAUACUACUUUUGGCUUGUACUGUGUAUGUUUCUACUGUAAGGAGAUUAAAGUUUACACAAAUAAUGCGUUGGUGUAAACCUCUUUUUAA
Messenger RNA from Pygoscelis adeliae (Adelie penguin), 2028 nucleotides. RefSeq names its product HtrA serine peptidase 3 (gene HTRA3). The transcript has 9 exons. Gene Ontology annotation, molecular function: protein binding; serine-type endopeptidase activity. The record is from RefSeq and is a predicted model, not a curated record. Bases 43 to 1191 code for a protein of 382 amino acids. Gene Ontology annotation, biological process: proteolysis. Lineage: Eukaryota; Metazoa; Chordata; Aves; Sphenisciformes; Spheniscidae.